AUGAAACGGUCGUUCGGCCCAUUGAAAUUCCCACACUUUCCCAUUCCCAAGAAGGUUUCAUCAUAGAAAUGCUCGUCGUUGUUUAGACGCGUCGGUCGCAGCACCGUUCUGAGGCUCCGCCCCUCGUAUGGGGUUCGGAGCAGAACCAUUUGGUUCUGAUCGGUCCAGUAGUUUUUCUCACUCUUUCACAAGGUUUUAAUAUAUGAGUCAAUAUAAUUAGUGUGUUUGGCUUUUGUGCGAGCCACGAGUUUUUGUGAAAUACCUUCCAAAAAGACUAAACGAAAAGAUUUAUGUACUUUACUUUCAUGUACGAAACUCAAUCUUACUAAUAUUUUCCUAGUUGCGUUUUUUUUUCCGCUGAACUGAAAUAUAACCAGAGGGGUAAAAAAAGUCAUCCUAACUUCGAAAAAUUCGAGAAGAAUUAAAUUCCAUACAAGCAAGUUUUGACCGUUUCUUAUGUUCUUUUUCCGACUCAACUGUAGUUUUUGAAUCUGUUUAAGAAUUCAUUUUACUUCAAAGCCAAAAAAGUUUUAUCACUUCCUUAUCGCAAUUACAGUGAAAAUUGUCAAAAAAUUCAUUCGUAAUGUGCAAGUUCCUCAUGUUUCUCGUUAAACUGCAUUUGAGAUUUUUGUUAUAUUCAGACAGCACUUCUGUUCCACAAUGCUGAGAAGAUCUGAGAGAAUCAAAAAUAAACCUGUAAAACCAAUAAACGUUCCAAAAGAAGGUAGGUCUGGUGCGUUUUUUUUAAGCGAUUUUUUUUCAUCUUUCAAUUUACAGAACGAUUGGAACGCCGCUUGAGAAAGCGUCAAAACACCGAAGGUGAGUGAAUAUUUAAGGCACAUCUGUAGCGUCAUUUUUAAAAAAGAGUUGAUGAAAAUAUUUUCGUUGUUUGAUUAUCAAAGUUUCACGAUCAUUCAAACUGACUUAAAGUAAUAAUAUCAGAUUCGGAGGCUCAAGAGUGCAGAAGUCUAACUGCGACUCCUGAGGUUGAAAGUCCUCCUCGCAGUCAGCUUGCGAAGCGAAAUCGCGGAAACUCUCCGGGCGUGACAAGAUCACCUUCGCCCCACGCAACAAACAGUCAGUUUAUUUUCGUGUUUUUUUAUUUCAAAAAGUUUCGAGUCGAAUGCAGUAUUGUGCAAUAAGAUAAUUCCGGCUUUUUGAAGUGACUUUUUACAGCGUUAGGUUGUUAUCAAUUACAGUUCAAAAUUAAACUGCUAUUUUUUGGAAAGCCGAAAAAUCAAAAACUGCAAAACGCAUCCAGUAAGUUAUUCCAUUGCUUCGAAAAAGAACUCGAUUUAUGAAGAAUGCUUCACGGUUUUUUGAAGCAUUCAGUCAGAGGAUGGCAGUCAGAAUCUCCAAUCUAUAAAUUAUAGAUUAAAUAAAAAUUUUUUUAGAACAGUAUUAGCUAUCAAAAAGCUUACAACGAGUUGAAAAAUAAACAACUUUUUUUCCAGGUCGCUCUGAGGAGGGAGAGCCGCAGAAAACCGAGCUUCGCAAUCCAACUUGCUACCCUAUCAAAGAAGAAAAUUUAGAAGGUUUGAAUUAAUGAAUUGAUAAUCUCUAUAGAUCGUAUCAAUUAAAAAGUGUCUCUUUUACUUUUCAUAAAAAACAGAAACGCAAAAUUUAAGCUGCAUACAGUACCGUGUAAUGAGCUAUAUACAAAUUAUCCUCUUCAGCUGUUAUGAUAUGGUCUUUGGUUAAAAGAAGUUUUUCAGAUCGCUCUACGAGGGACGAGAGCGACGAGAAUGAGGAGAGGGACGCGGGUGAACAAAACCGUCCAGAAGAAGAAGAUGUUCUACAAGGUUUGAUUAUAAAAAGUCCGAAAUCAUAAGAGGUCGUAUCAGUUAAAAAGUGCUUCUUCCUCUUUAUUCAAAAACUGAAACAAAACAUUUUAGGCUGCAUGCAGUAACGUGUAAUGAGCUACAUACAAAUUACCCUCUUCAGCCGUUCUGAAAUGGUUUUUCAGAUAUUUAGUUCAAUAUCUAAAAACAAGUCAAAAAAAGAAUUGAUCUUUGCUAGAACCUGAGUAGAGCCUAAAAAAACUGGAAAUAUUUUAAAAAAAUAUUUUAUGGGUUUAUACAAGAAUUCGAUAUAUAAUUAUCCAGUUUUUUAAAUGGUUGAAGCUAUGAAUUCUACCUUGAGAAUCUUUUUCAUAAAGAAAAUAAAGCUCAAGCUCAGUACCCAUGCCUCUAAAAGGGGCUAAUUUGCGCGUAACCAGAGGAUGGUAUCCAGAAUUUCCAAUCUAUGAACUCGCAUGUCAAUGAAAUGUUCCAGUCAAUUCUACCAAUUAAAUAUUUUAUUACUAAUUUUGAUUGUAAAUAAGUUUUUUCAGAUCAUUCUACGAGUGACGAAAGCGUAGAGAGCAACGAGACUGACGAGGGCAACGAGACAGACGAGAGCGAGCCGAACCAGCCAGAAGAAGGAGAAGAUGCUCCCCAAGGUUUGAUUAUAAAAAGUUCGAGGUCAUAAAAGGUCAUUUCAGUUAAAAAAUGUUCUUCAUUUUUUUUUAAAACAGAAACAAAAACUACUGAACUGCUUCACAUACCGUGCAAUAAGCUACAUAAAACCUUGCGUUUUUUCUAUCUUUCAAAGGUUUUUAUUCUCACCAAUCAAAAGCCAUUAAAAACGACGCACUCAAGCACAUCGAGAUGUUUGAGAAACACUUUUUGAAUGGUUUGGUUUUAACGAAAACUUGAUGUAUUAGCGACAGUUUGAGACUGAAGACAUUUUUCUAUAAGAAAAAAAGCUCAAGCUUGGCUAAACAAAAUCUCGCCUUGCGCGUGUUCACGGUAUUCAGAUCUUUCGAAAUCUAGACUCACAAGUAAAUGACGUUUUCCAAGUUUCGAAACAGAAAUUGAUUGAUCAGAAGAUUUUUUUCAGAGGGCUCGUCAAGCAACCAGAGCGAAGGUCACGGAAACCGCUCCUCUGAAGCCGUUCUUCCUCGCGAAAAGAAUUUUUUUGGAGGUUUGAUAGGCGACCCGAGCAGGGUUGCACGAUACUCGAUCUUAUUUGCUUCAAGUUUUUUCAAUUUUCAAUUUAAAAAAGAAAAAUGAAUUCGAAUACAUUGCUUCAUGUGACAUAGUCUAAAAUAACGAUUUUUGGCACAUGAAAAAAUUUUCUUUUCAGACAAAUUUCAAUUGGAAAUUCGAUAUGCUAACGGACCGUUGGUCGGCAAAGCGGUGGAAGACCGCGGGCAAGGCGAGAGAGGCGUCCGGUUCAGCGCGACGCAACCUGGAAGGUACUAAGCUUGAAAAUAGUAGAUUGAUGACCGACUAAAGACAGUAUUCAAUGGUCUUUGUAGCAAGAUUAUAAACUGUGUGUGAACUGAAUCUUAUAGAUAUUAUGAAGAAUCUGUGAUCGUUUUUGCCUUUUUUUACUACUUUUCCUGACAGAGCGCGAUCCUCCACCGAAGACCUACCGUCCACCUCCCGCGAAGUCCUUGAAAAUUCUGUUCUCCUGGACGGCAACCUCCGGUAGGCAUGAAUCUUUUGAAGGAUAUGCAAAAAUGCAUUUUAAAGCGAGGAAACAUCGACAUCAGCGCCGGACGAAGAUCUGAACGGAGUGAUGGCGCGAGGCGAUGGGCUUCACUCGGCCUUGAUGCACAACGAAUCCAUCGUCGACGGAAGCGACAUUUCUAGCGGUUUGUCUUGUAGUUUCGAGGAAUUUUCGAGAGGAGACUCUUUCAAAUCGAAAGGAAAUUUGUACUUCUAGAUCCUUUCUCAAUUUUUUGAGACUAGCUUGCUUCUUGUCUCAAAAAUUUCCAAGUCUUUUUCGAGAAACUUCUAGAUAAAUUUCUGUUUCUUUACUAUUUGCUCAGUAAUAUUACAAAAAGAUUUCUGCUUUUUUUGAUCGUUUUAAGUGUUUUUUUAUUUACAUACAGUUUUUUUCGAUCUCCUUUCAAUAUCGCCUCGAAAUUUUUUAUGAAAAUUUAUCAUCUCGGUUUUGUCUCGGUCUCAAAAAAUCAUUUUGUCUGCAACCCUGGUCCCGAAACCCAUUUAGAAGUCACUUCUUUUUGCAUUAUUAGCCGCUGUAGUAGUUUUUCUUGAUCUAAUAGUACUACUUAGACUUAUAGAGAAGCAGCUGAUAUCAAAAUAAAAAAUAAUAAAAGUUAAGUGGCCACUUAUUCGACUGCUACAGUGUCCACUAAAACUUCAAAAAACUGAAGUUUCCACUAAAGAUUUUCCAGAAUUUUUCUAGUGGAUUGAUUUCGAAAGUUAUCGAAUAAAUUAAUUUCAGGUAUGGCUGUCGCGCCACCGACACAAGCCCAGCCUUCUGGAUUAAUCCCUGAACAAGAACUAGGUAUUUCUGACAUUUUGAACACGUAUAUUCAAUCUUUCGGAUGCAGAAAAAUUCAUGCAAGAAGCUGUCGAAGGAUUCCGCAGAAGAAUUGGCCUGCAAAAAAGAAGAAAAGAAGGUCCUGGGAGCUCUGGCUACUCGGAGCAGUCCAUCCAGGACGAGAACGAGGAAGAUCACAUGAUGAGCAACGGUUUGUUUUUUAAUGCAGGAACAAGAGAAGUCUUAUCGAAUAUUAGUUUGGGAGGAUCAACUGGUUUGAAAACUUCAACCCUCUAGGAGUUUCUAUCAAUCGGAUUUCUGUUUCUCAAAAAAAGUUUCAACUUGAAAUCUUUCUAUGGCUUUUUUUCUCAUUGUAUAUUUCUACAGGUUCACGUCAAAAAAUGAUAAUUUAUUUUCUUCAUAACUUAAAAACGUUAUUGAUGCUCCUACUUCGCCCUCUUCUUCCAUCAGAUCAACGAGUCAUUUUUCAGGGCCUCGUCAGGAAGUACCGGCCAGAGCUGCAAAUACAGAUGCUGGGUCGGCUUUGCUUCGUGAGUACUUUGCUUUUACUUCACUUUUUCAAGAAUUUUGACACCUGUUCUUCGCACAAAAUCUUUUUUUUUUUUGAGACUAGGGUGAAAAGUUCUCCUCAACACUUAAAUCAGAGAUGUGGUCUGCACAGGACUGUAUUUGUCGCUUUGAGACAAAACUAUUCCGUUCAAUAUUUUUCACACCCCAAGUUCGAGUUUUCAGGCGCGGCCGAAUGCCCUCGUUGUGGCUCAUGCCUGGAGGACUAUGUCAAAGGUAAGAUCACUUACUCAGAUUCAUUGAGUUUUCAUAUUCCUAAAACUAAUAUCACGCUUCUUUGCUCUAUGGUAAAAAAAAAGCUUACCUUCAAAGAUUUUUUUGGCUUUUGUUGCUGACUGAAUAUUUUUCACGUGAAAAAGAGGAGUGUAACGAAAAUUCAAAAUUUCUCUCAUUUUUUUCCCAGAUUCUGUUAAGGCACAUGAAAAGAUUCUCGGAACUUUUUCGCUGCGUAUUCAUAAAACAUAGUUUAGGCAAUUUCGCAAAAAAUUUUGCGUUCGAAUUUUUUCAUCGCUUUUUUUAUCACCUUACACACUGAAAAUCAGAGAUUUAUACGAUAAUUAUAUCUUUUACAUCAAGGAAUAGAUAGAUUUAUUUUUCACACGAAAUAAAUCAAUUUAAGGUUUCCUCGCUGGUCACAGUAUGGGCGAGCAACGUCAUCAAAUGGCGACCUUCAGCAACCAAGCACAAGUUGCUGCACCAGGUUGGUUCAUUUUUUGCCACUUUCCGAUGUUGAAAAAAAUUUCGCGGGAAUCGGUGAGCGUUUUUUGGUUUUGCGUCCGUAACCUUUUCAAAAAAAUUUUUUUGACCUGGAAUUUCAACCAAAUGAGUAAAAUUAUGUUAUUGACAGUUUGGAAAAAAUAUUUGGACCGACUUCAAAGAAAAAAACUUCAAAAAAAUAAUUUGCUCGAGUUUUUCAUCAAAAUCGCAAAAAAAGCUAUCAACCUUCAAAAGUUCAAAAAAUGCAGUAAACCGCCGUGCAAGACUUCAAUUCAAACAAUAACAUAUAAGAAAUUAACACACGUUCUCUGAAAAAAAUUCGAUGACUUUUUCAGUAAUCGAAAGCAAAACAAAAUAAAUUUUUUCUUUGACUCGUUUCGAUAUAUGUUCACGGCUCACACACGUGCUUCUGAUUAUUUGGCACCAGGUUUCAGGCGGCUCCGCCCCUUUUUAGAGUUACUGUAGACAUUAGGCUGAGAAAAUUAAGUUUUUGGCUGUUGAGAAUUUUCAUUUUUCCAGAGACUUUCAGAGAAAAAGUCGAUAUUUCCUUUAAAAACGGCGAUUUUUUCAGUUUUUGAGCCAUAACUAGAGUAAGAACUCCCCUAUGGUACGACUUUUUUUCUGAUUAUGAAACUAGGGGCCUUCUUCUUUGAGAAAAAGUAGUUCUACAACAAAUCCCUGGGGUGGGAUAGUUGACCUCCGUUCGACCGAAGGUGAUCAACUUGAAUCGGCUCAAAAUUCAAAAAAUCAUUUUUCUCCUAAUUUGACGGCUUCUUCCUCUUUUUUUAUUUUGAAACAAAAAACAACACUCACGUUCAUGUUCUCCACCAUUUGAGUGCUCAAAGAAAAGUUUAUUCCAAAUUUCUCGAGACUUUUCGAAUUUUAAGGCUUUCGUCGAUUUUCGAUUUUUUCCGUUUUCAGGUAGUUUUUUCUGUAGGGACCCCCGAAUGUGGUCAUUAUCUUUUGAUAUAUAAAAGAGUAGGUCUUCGUGGAUGAGGAAGAACUAGUCCGGUAAAAAUCUCUGGGGUGGUCCAGUUGACCUCCGACCGCCUGAAGGUGACGACCCCAAAAAUGAAAGUUUCACAAAGACUCGAAAAACAACUUUUUUGUUUCGAUUCUCCCAAAAUGCUUUUUGGAUGCGACCUAGAUCACUUUUCGACACGAAUCGGAGCCUUUUUCGGUCAGAAAUGCUUUUUGACAGAUUACAGUCAUGUUGGCUUUACUUUGAAGGAGGACCGAGGAAUAUAAAUAUUUGGUUCUGUUAGAUGUUGCUUCUUUUUUUAGUAGUGGUAAUGUUAACUUCAGCGAGAAGAAGCAAAAAACAGGAAAAAAAUGUUACAAAACUGAGAAGAGGAAGAAGCCGUCCAAUCAGGAGAAAAAUCAUUUUUUGAAUGUUGAGCCGAUUCGAGUUGAUCACCUUCGGCCGAAGGGAGGUCGACUAUCCUACCAUAGGGAUUUGUUGUAGAACUACUUUUUCUUCACGUGUGUGAGACGUUAUCACAGUUAGAGGCAAAUCGAAAAAAAAUUUUUAAAUUCAGUUUUGGAUUCAUCGGCUUUCUCAGAAAAUGCGUGUUGAAUCAGAGAUGCGGUUUGCACAGGACUGUAUCUGCCGCUUUGAGACAAAACGAAUCCGUUCAAUAUUUUUCACGCUGCAAAUUCGAGUUUUCAGGCGCGGCCGAAUGCCCUCGGUGUGCGAAAUGUUUAAACGACUAUGUUAAAGGUAAGAUCAAUUACUCAGAUUUAUCAAGUUUUAAAUCCAGACACUCCUAAAACUAAUGUCACGUUUCUUUGCUGUAUGGUAAAAAAGGCUUACCUUUAAAGAUUUUUUCUGGCUUUUGUGGCUGACCGAAUAUUUUUGAUGUGAUAAAGAGCAGUGUAAUAAAAAUGCAUAGUUUAUCUCAUUUAUCCCUAGAUUCUGUUAAGGCGCAUGGAAAGAUUCUCGGAACUUUUCUGAUGCGUAUUCAAACUACAAAAAAAGCGCUCUCGAGUUUUUCCAUCGCUUUUUUUAUCACCACACGUUUCAGAUUUUUUUUGUGAAAUGAGCUGGAAGUUUGAAGAGGGUGGACUGAAAUUUUCGUAUAUAUAGUUGAUACACAGCUUGCCUGAGUUAUUAAAAAAAAUAAUCCCGGCACGAAAAAAAAAUAGACAGUGCCUGGUUGGUGGAGAGCGCAGACAGACGACACUUUGUGCGUCUAACGUUAGUCGUGGAUCGGCUAUGGACACCGAGGACACAAAAAUACUUUUUGGCUUUUUUUCACACACUGAAAAUCAGAAAUUUAUUCGAUAACUAUAUCUUUUAAAUCAAGGAAUAGAUUGAUUCAUUUUUUUCACACGAAAUAAAUCAAUUCAAGGGUUCCUUGCUGGACUCAGUAUGGGCGAGCUUGGUCAUCAAAGGGCGACCUAUCACAACCAAGCGCCUGAAACUGCUGCACCAGGUUGGUUCAUUUUUUUGUCAGUUUCCGACGCUUACAGUAGCGGAAAAAUGGUUAGCGUUUUUUUCUUGAUUUUUUUCGUUCGUAACUUUGAUUUGAACCGACUUCAACGAAAAAAAUUUCAAAAAAAUAAUUUUUUCGAAUUUUCAUCAAGAAAUUUCGAAUUUUCAAUCAACCCAUAGAAAUUCAACGAAGCCAGUAAGCCGACACGACAGACUUCCAAUUCAAACAAGUAAACAAAAAAAAAUCAAAUACUCCGUAGCAUAGCCGUUAUAUUCAAUAAUAUUUACGGGGCAUUGACUCGAUAUGUUUGUUCAACAUGCUCUUUUUUUCAAACUUCCUCUACUUGUUUUCUCAAAGUUUAAAAAUAAAAAAAUCGCUAUAACAUCAAGCUUUUUCGAAUUUCAAGUCAAUAGAAUUUUUUUUGAACAGUUAUGAACGAAAAAAAAUGUUCAUCCGUUUCCGCUACUGUAUGUAUUCUGAACUUCCUAGAUCUUUUUAACUCGGAAAUUUUUCAGAUCAAGUCUACCAAGGCACUUUGGUCUCCGCUCAACCCGUGCAAUUCUUUUUUGCAGUUCCGCCGGGGCCGAUUCAGGCCGAUCCCGCGAACUUCGAUGAGCCGCAAGAUGCUGUUUAA
Molecule: messenger RNA, 8649 nt
Organism: Caenorhabditis auriculariae
Lineage: Eukaryota; Metazoa; Nematoda; Chromadorea; Rhabditida; Rhabditidae
Source: the annotation of a GenBank genome assembly